UUAUUUUCUGAUUGCUUAAUAAGCAGUUACCAGCAAUGACUGAACAAAGUUUGCUUCAGUCAAGCAAUGCUGACUUGCACUCAGAGGUGGGCGUUUCUUUGUAGUCCCAGAGCAAUGACUCAUGAAUGAACACACUGUCUGACACGUUUGGCCAACUUCGUCAUUGGCAUAUGCAUGUGGUGUACUCUGCACGGAGCAGUAUUUAAUCUCAUCCUGCUGCUGCUGCUGGCCUGUCACUCAAAAGCCGUCUUCUCAGAUCCUGGUGUGGUGCCUCUUCCAGACACUGCCAUCGAUUUCUCAGAACUUCGGUCACAGUCGUCUCGGAUGAAUGAGCGAGGCUGUGAAGGAUGGACAGUGUGCAGUAGGUGUGAAACCUACAGACCUCCCAGAGCGCACCAUUGCCGCGUCUGUCAGAGGUGUAUACGACGUAUGGACCAUCACUGUCCCUGGAUCAACAACUGUGUCGGGGAGCUGAAUCAGAAGUAUUUCAUCCAGUUUCUGUUUUACACGGGCAUGGCCAGUCUGUACUCUUUGGUGCUCGUGGUGUCGGCCUGGGUGUGGCGGAUAAGGAACGAGAAAGACGGCAAUGCAGAAAAAGAAGAGAUGCCCAGUAAGCAUCUCAUAGUUGCUCACUACAUCAUCCUCCUGGUGGAGUCGAUCUUAUUCGGCAUCUUUGUCAUGGUCAUCUUCUAUGAUCAGCUGGUCUCCAUAGUAACAGAUGAGACUCCCAUUGAGCAGAUGAGGAACAGACUGAUGAUGGACAAGAGCUCCUCCUCGUCCUCCUCCCAGUUGCCCCACCAUCCAACGCACUCACGCAAGCCGAAGCUCGCACUGUUGCGUGAAGUCUUUGGAAGAGGUUCUAUCAUCUGCUGGCUGCUUCCUCUCCACUCUAGUCCUCCGACGGUCGGCGGGAUCACGUACUCUGCCUUGCCCGACUAUGAUGUCUGAGCUUUGGCCUGUGAUGGAGUCAGAAGGAAAGGUGUGUGUGUGUGUUGUGUGUGUGUGUGGGGUGAUGGAUUUCUUAUGUCUUAGUCUUGGACCUGUGAGAUGAAGAGGAAGGAGGGAGAGAUGAAGAUGGAUGGAGAGAAUGUAGAACUGGGGAGUAGGUGAAUGAAGCCCCAGGGACUUAAAACACGUCACCAUCAAAUCUCCAGCCUAAUGAUUUUUUUUCCUUUGGGGAGGUGUGUGUGUGUUUGGGGGGGGGGGGGGCUGUUUGUGCUUUUGCACUGGCAUUCUCUGAUUACUAUGUUUUGUGGAGGCGCCCCCUUGUGGGCACUGAUGUCUGUUGUUGGUUGCACAUGACAAAGGUGGAAUUAUUUGCACUGAAAGCUUCUGAUACGUGAUGAAUUUUCCAUUUGUAAUUUUGGACACUGCGCCUAAAAAAAAAAAAAAAAAAAAAAUUCUGCAUUUCUUCCAGAAUUAAUUUUCUGUCUUUGCUAAAAGUUCCAGAAGCAAUAUUACGGUCACCGGACACUAAUCCGCGACACUUAACGGUCCUGAAUGCAGGUUCUUUUUGUGCUACUUUCUACACGCGUGUGCAGUGGAUCAGGCCCAUCAGUAUCUAUGAUGUUUUUAGUAUUUGCAUAGGUUACAUACAAUUUUGUAUAGUUGUGCAAAAAAAAAAAAAAAUCGAGGAAAAUAUAAAUUUUCUAGAAUGUGGAUUUCUGUGCAGACACUUGUUUCUGUUAAAUUGGCUGCUAAAAAAAACACAAUUUGAUUUCGGCAAAAAUAUAAAAGUACCUCAGAGACAAAAAGAGAUCAAAGGACAUGAGCUCGACAUUUAGACUUAUAAUUUGAUGGACAGUGAACUCUUAUUUCGAGAUGACAUAAAAGCUUUUCAUUUUAUAUGUAUUUAUUUGGAUACAUUUUGGGGUCUUAAUUCAUGUUAAAGGGGAUGUUUUCUAUAAUUACAGAUGGACUGAUAUGAAAACUUAACGGGGCGAAAACGGGUUAAGCCCUAAUUGUCGUAAGGUAAACAAAUCUAUGCGUUGAUGUCGUUGUGCUGAUGAUUUUAUAGUUCAGCUGGUGACAUUUUGCUAGAAAAUAGAUCCUAUAGGGAAGCCAAAUUAUGGCUAUAAAAUAACAGUGGACCAAAGUUGUUGUAGUUGAUAUAAAAGCUUACGUCUGCUGAUGUUCUCUGACAUAUUAGUGCAUCGCUGAUGGAUUUUGUUAAUGAUACUGUUUUAAGUUCAGGACCAACAUCCAUCAAAAAAAAACAUUGCCUUUAAUUUAUUAUAAUUUAAGAUAAGUUUAUGAUGUUUAAAUUUCGCUUUUUGCACUCUUAAAUGAAACGAGAUACAAAUUCCAGCAUUACAGGCGUAACUUAAAGUUGCUUGUCAUUUAUCUUUUUAACCAAUUUUUUCUGCCAAUAUUAAAGUAUAUUUCCUGAAUGAACACUACUAUUGUAUAAAUUGGAGAAUAAAUGGUUCAUGAUAUAAACAUGAUGCCUUGAAUUUGAGCAAGAAAGAGAAAAUGGGCGAAUUUGAUAAAUGUAUCCUUUUAUGUUUUUUCCACUAAAGCAAAUAUUUAUUUUGAAGGACCAAAAAAAACUACUUUUUCAUGCUGCUGUCUAAACAGUCACAAUUCCAUCACUGCAUAACCCACAAACCACUUACGGUUAACAUAUUAAGAGGGAUCAGACAUACAGUAAAGAUUAUUUACCGUCUCAUUAACUUGCGGUUUUCUUUUAAAACUUCUCAAAUUACAUUCGGGAACGUCUUUUUACAUAGUCCCACAUUCCUGCUUUCUAAAAAGAGGAACAAAUUACUGACAUGUAGCUGAAAAUUGGUGUCAUAUGUCUGAUAACAAAUUGAGAGGAUAAAGGUGGAACUCUAACCCACAUUUUAACUAAAAUGACUUAAAAAUUGAGUAAAUGCUGGGAACAAAUUCUGAAAAUGUGGUCACAAUGUGAAUUUUGUUUUGUCCCCCUCUGAUGUCAUAUGAUAAUUUCUGUCUGAGAAAUAAGUUAAUAUGAUAAAUAAGUCUCUAUUACACAAACGUGCACACUGUGUAACCUCUCAGUAUUCUUUCUGUCUUAUGAAGGGAUGUUUCUUCGAUUAUUUAUUGUUUCAGUGAAGGUGAAGUUGCCUUUGUGCACCGAUCUUAUAUCUCCUCUCUGCAGAUUUCUCAUGUUGAGUAGACCUGAGGAGAAGAACGUUACAUUUUGGCGUGCACAUUGUUUGCGAUAUUCACAAGGAAAAUACAGUUUUGCAUUAUGUUUACUUUGUUUAUUUUAAUCCAGCAUCACAAGGACGCCUCUGAGUUUUACAGUUUGUACAACGUUAAGACACCCUGUGGGACAUUUGGGUAAAGUGAGCCACAAAAACUCUUUUAACAAAUCAAACCAUGCAAAUUGACGCCUGUGCGUAUUUGUUAUUGCUACUAUUAUUGUUGUUGUUACUUAUUUGGCGAGUAUUGUGAUUAAAACUUUCUGGAAUAAUUUGUUGUGUAACCCUCUAAGAACAAAGGAUAGUGCAGCACUUACUGUUUUUUUUUUGUUUGUUUGUUUGUUUUGUCCGAGAAACUGCAGAUACAAAGGGCAACAUCACUGUGUGUUUUUAUGUGUGUGUGUGUGUUCUGAAUUCUUCUGAUUGUGUUUCCAGUCUGGGCCAAACACAAGUCUCAGAUGUACAGCAAAGAAUUGAUUACUGUGGGUAAAUUCAUUCACCAUUACCGGUUUCAACAAACCCAAGUUACUGUCUUACUGAAAAUGUGUCUUUAUCUAACUCUGCAUUAUUUUAUAACUUGUUUUUUACCAAACUAUGAUCUACUUUAUACAGUUGAUGUUACACUUGGACAGACGUUAAAAGCAGUUAUCAGGGGUGUGUGUGUGUGUCCUUGUUUGUUAUAUCCCAGUUUCUAAUAUUUUCCCCCUCUGAGCAAAGAGAGCCUUAUUUUCAUUUAAUUGCCUUAUUUUUGCCUUUGAUAUUGUUUUAUGUGUUAACUACAAGUGGAGUGAACUAGUAUUUACUACUGUUAGAUUUUUUUUAAGAAAUACCCAUGGUACUUAAAAGCUGAAACUUGUUUCCUAGCCCUGGUCCUUGAGACCCAAAGUACUGCACGUUUUCCCAGUAACCGCUGCCAGCCGUGGUCCACGUGCUCCGUGCACAUCGAACUUGUCUUUGCCCAGGUUUGGUUUGUGUUAACUGUACAUAUUGAAGUGCUUAUUUUAUACCGGUGAUGUGCAAUUUUCAUAAAGAGUUACUGAAUCUGUUUAUAAUCUGUGCAAAACAAAACAAGGUUUGAAAGGUUUCUGACAAAAAAAAAUCUAUUGACACACCAAACAUCCAAUACUUGCUACUUGAAUAAUAUACUUGAGUCAAAAUAUAACUGGGUAAAUUUAUUCUUCUAUAAAACUGUUUAAAGCUUUUGUUCUUAAAAUGUUUGACAUCUAAAAACCAAUGUUUGUUGAAGAUGGAGAAACAUUUCAGACUUGUUUUGUGUGUGGUAACUAUCAGGGUACUUGAUUUCAUGUGAUGCAUUUUGAUUUGUUUUUAUAUUACUGUUUGCAUGUCAAGGUGCGUUUGUUUCAAUUCAUCUGGCCUCCUGAUUCUUAUUGUGAGACUUUUGCCCACCGAUUACGGAAGUGAAACACGCGCACCUGUUUGCUGUUUGACUGACAGCGAGAAAGAAUGUUUGUGUGUUUGAAGACCUGAAACUAACACGAACCACCAGCCGAAAGUGGAGGCGUUCAAAACUCUGGCCAGUUAUUAUUAACCUUAUGUGGUUUUUACAAGAUGGUAUUUACCGACCUCCAUGGGGGAAUUAAAGGAACUACGCCCAUUCCCCUUUUAUCUAUGGUGAACUUUACGUACAAAUACUUGUUUUAAUGCAGAUGUUGUCCAAUCAGGGCAAAGUAACAGAAAUCACUAAUCAAAAUGUAGUUUACUUGAUUAAAAUUCUUUUUUUUUUUAAAUAUAAAAGUUAUUUGUUACUGGAGAGCUCUGAAAGUCCAGUUGAGGUUGUUGAUGAAUCUUGUUGCCUGGACUGGAGAUAAUUUUAGAUGAAUAAAUAAUCAUUCAUUAUUUGUAAAUUUUUUAGCUUGGUGGACAGGAAAGUGAAUUCCAGGAGUUGGAUACGUUACAUAAUCACGCGGCUUUGACAUUUAAGGCUGAUCAAAUGUUUUAUUUAUUGUUAUUAUCAAGAAACUGUGACCUGUGUGUUACUCCUUUUGAGAUGCUGCUCUGGUUCGUUCAACUGAAAGUAAAACAGUAAAAUGUCUUUUAAUCUUCA
This is a messenger RNA of Thalassophryne amazonica, 5232 nucleotides long. RefSeq names its product zf-DHHC domain-containing protein. NCBI's taxonomy places the organism in Eukaryota, Metazoa, Chordata, Actinopteri, Batrachoidiformes, Batrachoididae. Bases 175 to 948 code for a protein of 257 amino acids. The transcript is spliced from 9 exons. The record is from RefSeq and is a predicted model, not a curated record. Gene Ontology annotation, molecular function: palmitoyltransferase activity.